Molecule: messenger RNA, 1133 nt
Organism: Cavia porcellus (domestic guinea pig)
Lineage: Eukaryota; Metazoa; Chordata; Mammalia; Rodentia; Caviidae
Product: collagen alpha-1(I) chain-like
Exons: 2
Coding region: 1-561 (186 amino acids)
Source: RefSeq, a predicted model, not a curated record
AUGGGGGCGGCGGGGGCGGCGCCUUUAAGGGGCGCAGCCUCUCGGGCCCGGGUGGGGGCGGGGAGCGGGCACGGGCCCUUUAAGCCGGCAGCGGGCACGUCGGGCAGGGUUCCCCGCGGCCGGGCUGCGCCCCGGGGCGGCGGCGAGGGCGCCGCGCCUGUCCGGGCGCUGACGGCCGCCAACAAGGUGCCGGGGCCGCGCCGGGGCCGUAGCCGGCCCGACACUCACCGAGGCUCGCCUGGAGCGCCCGCGCCCGCGCCCGCACUCGGAUCCCGCGGCGGCGGCGGUGGUCUCCGGCUCGCCUUGGCCACUGCGGGUUCGGGUUCCGCGCGCGCUCUUCGUCGCCCGUGUCGCCCCUCUUCUCUGGGUCCCGGCCGGCGCCUGGCUCGCCGCUUUCAUCUGUCCUCCUUCCUCUUCUUUGCUCGAGGCAGCCUGAGGGAACGCAGCUUCUGCUCUCUUCCUUCGACUCCAUCUAGGAAACCAGUGUUAACAGUACAGAGCGUCAGACGCUUCCUAGAACCCCGAAGUCCAAACCCGAGGACGAGCUCUCGGGGUUUCUAGUAGACUUCACCACCCUGCGCACUGAGAGCGUUCUCGCUUUCUUUUUAUGCACCUUGACAUCCAGGGCUCCCGCAGAGCUGUCAUUGUGGAUCCAAAGAGAAACCUCCAGCGCUGAGCGAUUCGCCGGUGUCCCCUUCCUGGAGUGCGUCCCGGCCGCUGACUGUGCUGUGUGGUGGACCCGGUCCCAGCGGCCGCGCUGUGCACUGCACAAGGCUGUCUGGAGGUCGAGAUGGAAAGGAAGAGUUACGGGAAAUGGGAAGUCUGUGACAGGCGAUUUAGGUGCUGAGAGCGCAGAGACUCUUGCGUUUGCCGGUAGCACUUGGCAGAGGGCCUGUAGUACAAAGCACUCCCAGCUCUUCUAAAAUUUAAGCUCCCUGAAAAGAAUAUCGGCUCCUUUUAAAAUUCGUGCCCGUCCCCUUUAGCACUUGGGGGGGGGGAGGGAGGACACCUAGCCAGCUCCGUGUUUCUUGGCCAGAUAACGCGAACAAAUGGAAUUAAACCACUUGACCCAAUUCUGUGACCCCAAAUAGCCCUGAGACUAGAAUUCCAGCAAUAAAAGUUCCUGGAACACA